This is a messenger RNA of Dermacentor silvarum, 630 nucleotides long. RefSeq lists its product as uncharacterized. The coding region runs from base 1 to 591 and encodes 196 amino acids. The transcript is spliced from 6 exons. The record is from RefSeq and is a predicted model, not a curated record. NCBI's taxonomy places the organism in Eukaryota, Metazoa, Arthropoda, Arachnida, Ixodida, Ixodidae.
AUGCAUGGUGGAGACAGCAAAAUGUUCGAAGCACAGCCUGUGAAAAUGUUCCGCAACAAGUGGAAAAAGAGAGCCAUCCGGCGGCACUUGGCCUCGUUGUUGCGGCCAUUCGCGCGAUGGCUUCCGAGAUUUACCUGCGAGCUGCCAUCAUGCUUGUGCUUAGCUGCUCAUCGGCCAACGCCCACAGACACUAACCUCUACGACGUCCUCCGGCUUAUCUACACAAUGUGCGCGGCGGGACCAGCCGACCUGGAGGUGGGCAUCCAGUGCAUGGACCACUACUUGGGCGGCCGAGGCGGCGAGACGGCGGCGGCGGCCCGCAAGUGCCUUGCGUCGUCGCUGGCCGACCUCUGCCUGCGGCACACCGACGUGGGCGCCUGGAGGGCCAACAACUCGCUGCCGCCCCCGUCGCUCACAGGGAUCAUCAGCCUCUCGGGUCUCACGAAGAUGAUGUGCAUCAUGGGCGAGAGCAAGGCCAACGUCCCGAGGUGGCAGUCUGGGUUUUCUAAAUGCUUCCCAAAGGAGGAGGACUGGCUGGCGUCACAAAAGGCGCUGUGGUUUAUUGCGAGAUAUCUGCUGUCGAAACAAUGAGACUCUGCUGCAUCAAGGUUUCUCACAGAAUGGCAAGGU